AUGACUAUUGAUUCAACCUCUCUGCCAAAUGGCUCUGGAGCUAUAAAUGGGGGGAAUGCCACAUCCUCCAAACCCGAGAUGAUUGAGACGGACCUUCUCAUUAUUGGAGCUGGACCUGCUGGAGCGGCUUUGGCCUGCUUUUUGGCACAGCAUGGUAAAUUUGUUACUGACAUGUUUUUGUAUAAUUCUUGUGCUAAUCCGAUAUACAGGCCUCAAGGGUAUUAUGUUGGCGUCCACGCCAAGUACUGCUGAUACACCUCGAGCACACAUCACAAAUAUGGCCGCCUUAGAAUGCUUACGAGACAUUGGGUUAGAAGAAGAGUGUAAAAAAGUGGCCGUAAAAGGAGAUUCCAUGCAACACACAAGAUGGUGUAGAAGCAUGACCGGGGAAGAGUUCACACGCAUCUAUUCCUGGGGAAAUGACCCGGCAAGAGCGGGUGAUUAUGAUGCUGCGAGUCCUUGUUCACAUGUAGGAUUUUCAGAACUAUCUUCAUUUUUAGAGACUAAUACAUGUAGGUCGAUAUUCCUCAAACAGUAUUAGAGCCCAUUCUCGUACAGCAUGCAACCCACAAUGGCUUCCACUGCCGAUUCGAUUCUACGUUUUUAUCCUUCGAACGCCAAUCCGAUGGUUCCCUCAUCAGUAAUAUUCAAGAUAAUUUGACUAAACUCACAUACAAGAUUAAGUCAAAAUACUUGUUUGGCUGUGAUGGAGCUCGUAGUCAAGUUCUUCGUCAAUUAAAAAUCCCACUAGUAAAAAAACCAGGCCAAGGAUUGGCGACGAAUUGUCUUGUUAAGGUCGAUUUAUCACAUGCGAUCAAAUCACGCAUGGGGAAUCUUCACCAAAUAAUGCGACCAGAUGAGGAGGUUCGUCCUUUUGCCUGGACUACUGUUGUUCGAAUGGUCAAACCGUGGAACGAGUACGUGCAUUUUCUCUUCACGUAGAUUGAUGCACGCUUUUGCUGCGUUUAUUUUUCUUCUAGCAUACCGGAAAUUGUGCCUAUUCUAUGCUAAUGAUUAUUAGGUGGAUGUUUAUUAUGCUUCCAACACCCGGAGCUGGUGUUGACUUCUCGCCGUCUCAAGAAGAAUAUAUGGAAGCUUGUAAAGCCAUUGUUGGCGAUGACUCAAUACCAAUCGAGAUUCUCGGGAUCUCAAAAUGGUUCAUCAAUGAAAUUGUAGCAGAAUAUUACUCUGAUGGAAACAUGUAAGACUCCCUCUUUACCCCAGGAACUACGAAUAUCUAACCGUUUUGUGAAGCUUUUGUCUGGGUGAUGCUGUACAUCGACAUCCUCCAUUCAAUGGGCUAGGAUCGAAUACGUGUAUCCAAGAUGCAUACAACCUCGCGUGGAAAAUCUCUUAUGUUAUGAAGGGAAAAGCAGACAGCUCCAUUCUCAAAACAUUUUCCCACGAAAGACAGCCAGUGGGAGAAUCCAUCGUCACUCGUGCGAACCAAGGACUCCGCGACCAUAUUCCCGUAUGGGAAGCUCUGGGCAUGAUGGAUCCAUCUCUCGAAGUCCGCAAGAAGGAAUUUGCUGAAUUAUCAGCCGCGACACCAGAAGGUGUUGCGAGAAGACAGAAGCUUCAAAACGCUGUUAACAACACCUCACAUGAGUUUCACGGUGUGGGUGUGGAGAUGAACCAACGCUAUGUAUCCAAAGCGGUUUACCUCGAAGACGAGACUACACGACCAGCUCUACCAGAAGAUCCAGUCCUCCAUCAUGAAAUCACUACAUUCCCUGGAAGUCGGCUGCCACAUGCCUGGCUCAAUACCAAGAGUCCCGGAAAGCAAUUCUCAACCAUCGACCUUGCUGGGCACGGCGUAUUUUCCCUCUUCACCGGCAUAGGAGGCGAAGAAUGGAAAGUCGCGGCAAAGAAAGUUUCCAAGACGCUGGGAAUCGAGAUCCGGCCGUAUUCCAUUGGCUUUGGACAGGAUUAUCAAGAUGUUUAUUUUGACUGGGCGAAACGAAGGGAUAUUGCGGAGGAUGGGUGUGUUUUGGUGAGACCGGAUCGGUUUGUGGCGUGGAGAUCUCAUGGAAUUAUUGAGUCGCCGGAAGAAAGGUUGAUGAAGGUUAUGAGGUCGGUACUUGGGUUAUAA
Messenger RNA from Hymenoscyphus albidus, 2092 nucleotides. The record is from the annotation of a GenBank genome assembly. NCBI's taxonomy places the organism in Eukaryota, Fungi, Ascomycota, Leotiomycetes, Helotiales, Helotiaceae.